UAUCGGCAAAUAUAUUAUUAUGUUUUUCUUGAAUCGGUCUCGUCUAGCACAUGCCCAGCAUCAAGUUAGAGAAGCAUGAUUGGUCCGUGUUAUAAAAUAAUGAAAUCUGAAAUCGUUUGUGGGAUUUGGUCAACAAUCUUUGGUCUCCUCUCAGAUUUAACAAAGCAGAAAGAGAGACCCAUGUGAAUUUCACUUUAUGCAAUUAAGCUUGGUGAUUCAGUGAUUUUGAACUUGUGCAUGUAAGGUUUUUGAUGAAAUGUGUAGUUGAAUUUGAGGGUCUAUUUGAGUUGGAGUAAUGAUUUGGUUUCAUCCGUUUUUUCCUGAGCCUGACUUGUGCUGAAGGCUGGUGGUGGUUGCAUUUAAUUUUUUUGCACCUUGAAUAUAUACACUGCUCGCAGGAAUAAAAUCUGUGGCGACUGAAAGGGAACAAAUAUGGCAUCAAGAGAGGGUGAACCACUGAGUCCCACAGCGAAGCUAUUUCAUGAGCCAUCUUUAAACUGUUAUGUGAUUGCGAUCAUGGGUUGCAAGACAAGCAUCAAUCCUCAAGUCAUCAGAGAAGGUCUAUACCAAACACUGCUCAAGCAACCAAGGUUCACCAGCAAACUGGUUAAGAAGGGAAGAAAAACAAAGUGGAUCCCUACAACAGUUGACCUAGACAACCACAUGAUAGUUCCAGAAAUAGAUUCCAACAUAGAACAGCCAGACAGAUUCGUGGAAGACUACAUCUCAAAUUUGACAAAAAGUCCACUGGACCUAUCGAAGCCACUAUGGGAAGUGCACCUCCUCAACAUCAAAACCUCAGAUGCAGAAAGUGUUGGCAUAUUCAGGAUUCACCACUCCAUGGGGGACGGUGCCUCUCUCAUCUCGCUCCUUCUUGCCGCCACUCGCAAAGCCUCUGACCCCGACGCGUUGCCCACCGUGCCCAACCAGAAGCGUCCCUCGCACCACCGCUCGAGCCCCUUUUGGUGGCUCCUCGCCGUUUGGUGGGGUCUGCUUCUGAUUUUGCACACUGUGGUGGACUUGCUGUUGUUCACGUUCACCAUUUUCUUCAUUAAAGAUACGCCUACUCCUCUUACAGGUGCACCUGGGGUUGAGUUCAAUAACAAGCGCUUCGUGUAUCGCACGGUUAGUAUGGAUGAUAUCAAGCGAGUGAAGAAUGAAUUCAAUGCGACGAUCAAUGAUGUUUUGUUAGGGGUAACACAAGCUGCUCUCACUCGCUACUUGAAUCGAGCAUAUGGCACAGAUGAAAAUAACCAUGCAGCGAGGCAGAAAUCUGGUGUCCUAAAGAAAAUUCGCCUCAGGGCAUCCGUUCUUGUUAACAUUAGACCUGUUGGUGGAAUAGAGGAUCUAGCUAAUAUGAUGGCCAAUAAAUCAAAAGUCAAAUGGGGUAAUUGCUUGGGAUACAUCAUCCUCCCUCUCUCUAUUGGUUUGCAUGAAGAUCCAUUGAAAUAUGUUCAUCAAGCUAAGGCCAACAUCGAUCGAAAGAAGCACUCGUUGGAAGCAAUUUGCUCCUAUGCUUGUGCAAAUUUGGUACACAAUUUAUUAGGUGUUAAGGUUGCUGCUGCCAUAACACGAAGAGUUCUAUUUCACACUACUUUAGCCUUCUCUAAUGUGCCUGGUCCCGUGGAAGAAAUUAGCUUCUAUGGUCAUCCUGUGGAAUACAUUGCUCCUAGUGUAUAUGGACACCCACAAGCAUUGACCAUUCACUUCCAAAGUUAUGCGAAUAAGAUGACUAUUUCUCUUUCAGUGGAUCCACUUGUCAUUCCGGAUCCUUACCUGCUUUGUGAUGAUUUAGAGCAAUCACUCAACCUCAUUUGUGAUGCUGUUAAGAGAAAGCACAACACGAAUUUAGUCUAAUAGCAAAAAUGGUCUAAUUACGAGAUUUCGGGAAGUUUUACAAUUAAUCAUUGGUAAUUCUUCAUUUGGAAAUUGAUAUUAUAUGAAUAACCUUUUAGAAAUUAUAAUUUGUUGGUUUUUAUUAUUCGUAACUUCAUUCAGUUUAGAAAAAAAUUAAUAGAGAAUAUUUUACUCCAUCAAGUCAUUGUCAAAUGUAAACCUUGAGUCUUUGUGUUUGAUAUGCUAGAAUAUUAAGUCUUAUUUCAAGAAUAAAGUAUAAUUCCACUUGAAUUAA
Cajanus cajan (pigeon pea) is the source of this 2131-nucleotide messenger RNA. Lineage: Eukaryota; Viridiplantae; Streptophyta; Magnoliopsida; Fabales; Fabaceae. The record is from RefSeq and is a predicted model, not a curated record.